Molecule: messenger RNA, 2038 nt
Organism: Thunnus maccoyii (southern bluefin tuna)
Lineage: Eukaryota; Metazoa; Chordata; Actinopteri; Scombriformes; Scombridae
Product: mitochondrial poly(A) polymerase
Exons: 9
Coding region: 10-1743 (577 amino acids)
Cellular component (GO): mitochondrion
Molecular function (GO): poly(A) RNA polymerase activity
Source: RefSeq, a predicted model, not a curated record
GCCAGGCGCAUGCGCCCUUUCAUUUCUUUGACAGCAGCAAUGGCGUCCUCCAUUGCAGUGUGCAGGUUACAUAUGAGGGGAAGGGGCAGCCUGGCGACGUGCCUACAGAGGGUCGACACGUUUCUUCUCAGAAGUAUUGGAACAAACGUUGCUGCUGCGCAAACUGAAGCACCGCGGAAAGACGAAGCUGAUGAAAAGGAUGGACGGAAGUCUUUGUAUGCUGUCCAGGCGGAGAGACAAGAACAGGCGGAGAGAUCUGUUCUCAUCAGCUGCCCCUCCAGAACCAGUGAGAAAAAGAUUCUCAAGUAUUUAUCAAGACAUGGAGAUAUCAAGAAGUACUUCUCUUAUGAAAGCUAUGGCACGUAUGCAGUAGUGGAGUUUGCUAAACGGGAAAGCGUUGCUUCAAUUCUUGAAGGCGCUGCGAUCCCCAGCGCCAGCCAUGAAUCCAUGGUGCCUUUUAAAUCCAGACUGCUGUCACUCAGAAACCUCGGCCCAGCGGACUCAUCAAACCAGCAGUCGAGCCAACAAAGCCAACCACAAACCACCAUUCCCAUCAACGAGCUCAUAGAGAGGCUGUCCAGAGAGGAGAGCAUAGCCCAACAGAUAACCUCCCUGACAGAAGCCUACCAGCUUACAGAGGAGAACAGCCGACUGCGGUUCCUCGUCUGCUCUCUGCUCCAGGACAUUGCCACUGCUUAUUUCCCAGAAUGCACCAUCAGGCCAUUUGGAUCAUCAGUGAACGGCUUUGGGAAGCUGGGCUGUGACUUGGAUAUGAUUCUGGACCUGGACGGCAUCAGUGGAAGGAAUAUAAAGAUGCCAAAAGCAGGUCUGUCGCUGGAGUAUCAGAUGAAGCGGGCCAACUCAGAGCGGGCUGUCACCCAGAGCAUCCUGUCUGUCAUCGGGACAUGUGUGGACCAGUUUGGUCCCGGAUGUGUUGGGGUGCAGAAGAUUCUCAAUGCUCGAUGCCCCCUGGUCCGUUUCGCCCACCAACCCUCUGGUUUUCAGUGUGACCUCACAGCCAACAACAGGGUGGCCAUCAAGAGCACAGAGCUGCUCUACCUGUACGGUGAACUGGACCCACGUGUGCGUUCCCUCGUGUUCACCGUGCGCUGCUGGGCCCGAGCUCAUGGCAUCACCAGCAGCAUCCCCGGGGCCUGGAUCACCAACUUCUCCCUCACCGUCAUGGUACUGUUCUUCCUGCAGAGGAGGAGCCCUCCAAUAAUCCCCACCCUGGACCACCUCCGAGACCUUGCAGGUCCCGCAGACAAGAGCGUGAUUGAGGGGAACGACUGCACGUUUGUCAGCGACUUCAGCAAGAUCCAGCUCCAGAGCAACACAGAAACACUAGAGCAACUGCUGUGUGAAUUCUUUGACUUCUACGCCACUUUUGCAUUCACUAAGAUGUCCAUAAAUAUCAGAAAGGGCAAAGAGCAGAAUAAGCCAGAGGUGACCCCGCUGCAUAUCCAGAACCCCUUCGAAACCUCUCUGAACGUCAGCAAGAACGUCAACGCCACACAACUAGACCGCUUCGUGGCUUUGUGUCAGGAGAGCUCCUGGCUGCUCCAGCAGAGUGACACCGUCAGUCCUGCAGGUCGUCCCACACCUUGGGGACUGGCUACCCUCCUUCUGCCCUCCCAAAUUGCAGGGAUCAAAAGUCGCAAGAAAAGGAAAAGGGAGGCGGCCAGUGAGAGGAUCAAGGGCUUGCUAGAAUCCCUGAAGAAUAAAAAUCAGCAAAAGAGCUAAGGACUCUUGGAGAUCUCAGAAACAUCCUCCAUUUAUUAUCGUUACUUUAUCUCAUGCACUGGUGGACACCCUUGGGUGAUGUCUGAUGUCUCACCAAGGAGAUGAGGAGAGAGCAGGAGCAGCUUCUGCAGAGGAUACAUCUGCAGGACUGUCAUUCCAAACACAGACACUGGAGGGUGCUACUGAGGCCUGUAUGUGCAUAAGUUUGGGACCUGGAAUAAGGGAGUGAUUGAUGUAUACAUGACUGUACAUCUACCUGCUCUGUUGUAAUUAAAGGAAAUACUGUGGAAACUGA